AUAUGUCCGGAUCUCACAUCGGUGUCUACUUCGCUUUGGCAUGGAUUUGCCUGGGCACAAUCGGACAGAGUGCUCCUGCGGACCCAGCGGAGGUUACCGACUUCUAUCGGUUGUUCAACAAUCCCGAUGCGCAUCUGUCCUUGGCCACUGCACCCACCACGCUCGAUUACAUCACGGAGCACGGCUAUCCAGCGGAGCGGCACUAUGUGACCACCGAAGAUGGCUACAUAGUCAGCGUCUUCCGCAUUCCCUACUCGCACAACCUGCAGAACGAGGACCAGCAGCGUCCCAUCGCCUUUAUCCAGCACGGACUGUUCGGCAGCUCCGAUGGCUGGCCCAGCCUGGGCCCCGACGAUGCCCUUCCCUUCCUGCUCUCGGAUGCCGGCUACGAUGUCUGGAUGGGAAAUGCUCGGGGUAAUCGCUACUCCAAGAAUCACACUUCCCUCUCCACGAAGCAUCCGAACUUCUGGCGGUUCAGCUGGCACGAAAUUGGUUACUUCGACAUCGCCGCUGCCAUCGACUACACGCUCGCCACGGAGAACGGCAAGGGACAGAGGGGCAUCCACUAUGUGGGCCACUCGCAGGGCACAACGGUUUUAUUCGCUUUGCUGUCUUCGCGGCCGGAGUAUAAUGCCAAGAUCAAGACAGCUCACAUGCUGGCCCCGGUGGCCUUUAUGGAUCACAUGGAUGAUUUCAUGGUGAACAGCUUGUCCCCCUAUCUGGGAUUCAACAAUGCCUACUCGCGGCUCUUCUGCUCCCAGGAGUUCCUGCCCCACAAUGACUUUGUUCUGGCGCUGAUGUACAACGUUUGCCGUCCUGAAUCUGUGGUCUCUGGUUUCUGCAGCAGCAGCAGCAGCAGCAGCAGCGAUGAUGAUACAUCCAAAGAAGGACGAACCAAUACGACCGCUUCAUCUUUGCUGGCUGGUGCCUUUCCCGCUGGCGUCUCAACCGACCAGAUUCUGCACUACAUGCAGGAACACCAGUCCGGACACUUUCGCCAGUUCGACUUCGGCACAAAGAGGAAUCAGAAAUUUUACGGCACGAAUACACCCGCUGAUUAUGCCACCGAGCAGAUCACGUGUGAAAUGCACAUGUGGUACUCGGACAACGAUGAGAUGGCCGCCGUGGAGGAUGUUCUCCGCCUGAGCGUGACAAUUCCCAACGCAGAGAUGCAUCAUAUGGAGGAUCCGCUGUGGGAUCAUGGGGACUUUGCCAUGAACUGGCAAGUGCGCCAGUACAUCAAUGAUCCAAUUAUCGCCAUCAUGAGUGCACACGAAGCAGAAAACCCACAGUGAUAAUGGAUUAAAUAUUUUAUUAAAUAUUUUAGUUAGUUUUAGCUAUUAAUAUAAAUCAGAAUAAAUGCAAUCUUAUCAUGAACUGAACGGAUAUGCCUCUUAGACACCCACAAGUAGAUCCACUUCUAAGGUGAACAAGGUCUUGCUUCCACAUAAAUAUUUCAUUCAUUGGAUCAUAACCGACUUAACCGGCUUUUCUAAUCAAAUAGUAAUUUUUGCAUUAGAAAGUACAUGCCGUAAAGUUUAUAGGUAGUUGCCUUUGCAUCCCCCCUAAAAAUCUAUAAAUUGCUCACUAAUCUAUAAUAACAACAACAACUUUCGAUGGGGGGUAUUUUCUGUGGAUUAUCACACGACUCUUCAAGUGGCUUUAAUUGCCGAUAAGUACGCGAAGGUGACGCAAGUAAUUCUUCGAAAAAUGUACACAAUUUUCGGAAUACAUCAAUUAGGAUUUUAGAUUUAUGGCAUAGGCAUAUAUGGUUUUAUUUUGUCAGUUUACAUAGUACCCAAUAAUACUCUGAGGGUU
Messenger RNA from Drosophila obscura, 1818 nucleotides. Its product is annotated as lipase 3. The record is from RefSeq and is a predicted model, not a curated record. Gene Ontology annotation, molecular function: hydrolase activity, acting on ester bonds. NCBI's taxonomy places the organism in Eukaryota, Metazoa, Arthropoda, Insecta, Diptera, Drosophilidae. The transcript has 3 exons. The coding region runs from base 3 to 1295 and encodes 430 amino acids. Gene Ontology annotation, biological process: lipid metabolic process.